AUGGGGAAUUACAAGUUCAUUUCAGUACUUGAAGUACUCUUGACCUUUUUUUUCAUGAAAGGCUUUGCUCUCACAGGAAAUGAAACAGAUCGACUGGCCUUGCUUGAAGUCAAGGCUAGGAUAACCAGUGACCCUCUUGGUGUCACUACUUCAUGGAAUGACACCAUCCACUUUUGCCAUUGGCAUGGUGUUACAUGUGGUCGCCACCACCAGAGGGUCACAGAGUUAAACCUGUCAUCCUUGAAACUUGCAGGCUCUAUAUCGCCGCAUGUUGGAAAUUUGAGUUUUCUAAAAGUCAUGCAUCUCCAAAACAAUAGCUUCAGCAAUGAAAUCUCUCCUGAAAUUGGCCGUCUCCACAGACUGCAAGAUUUGCACUUGGGGAACAACUCACUCAGCGGUGAAAUACCCUCCAACUUGUCAGCUUGCACUCAACUCUUCACAAUUCGUGUUGGUUACAAUUUGCUAGUAGGAAAAAUUCCUCAAGGGUUUGGCACCUUGUCAAAGCUGAUAUUUCUUCGGAUUGAGCACAAUAAUCUUACAGGAAGUCUUCCUCACUCUUUUAGUAACUUAUCAUCUCUUCAAGAGCUUGAUGCAUCUUACAAUAAUUUGAGUGGGAGUAUUCCUGAUAUGUUUGGCCAACUGACCAAUCUUAAAUGGUUUAUACUCGAAUUCAAUGGAUUGUCUGGUAAGAUCCCUCCCUCAUUCUUCAAUCUCUCUUCAAUAACAGACAUUGCUGUUAUAUACAAUAAUCUUGAGGGCAGUUUUCCCUCAAACUUGGGCGUAACGUUACCAAGUCUCCAGUGGUUUGGUGUUGAUUAUAACCAGUUUAGUGGAACUAUUCCUGUUUCAUUAUCUAAUGCCUCCAACCUAGUUUAUCUUGCAACGGGAGGAAACCAACUACGAGGUGGAGUUCCUUCUUUGGGAAAAUCACAUAAGCUUGAACAAAUAAUUCUUUCCAACAAUAAUCUUGGAAAUGAGGGUGCCAGUGACUCUAGCUUUCUCUCUGCCAAUAAUAUAUAUGGACCUCUCCCAAUUGGGUUCGGAAAUCUGGCAAACCUUGAGGGUCUAUGGCUGAAUUAUAACAAAUUCUCAGGUCACAUCCCUCUUGAUUUAGGAAAGCUUGGACAGUUGAGUGGAUUAUAUAUGAGUAGGAACUCAUUCACCGGGAUUGUCCCCUCAUCGUUUGGAAAUUUAAGUCAGUUAACUGAGUUGUUUUUAGAAGACAACAAACUUCAAGGCAAUAUCCCUUCAAGUUUAGCUCAGUGUCAAAAUUUGAUGACUUUGUCUCUCUACUCUAACAACUUAAGUGGUAUCAUCCCCCCAGAAGUACUUGGUUUGGCUUCUUCAUAUCUUAAGUUGGAUUUCUCUCAAAAUCAUUUCACCGGAUCCCUCCCAAAGGAAGUCGGAAAUUUGAUAAAUCUCGAGUAUUUAGAUGUUUCCGAUAACAUACUAUUGGGUGAAAUUCCGGGUACCCUCGGAAGUUGUCUGAAAAUAGAAUAUCUUAACAUGCAAGGAAACUCCUUACAAGGGCCAAUUCCGUCCUCUUUGGCUUCUCUAAGAGGCAUUGAAGAAUUGUAUCUCUCUAAUAACAAUUUGGAGGGAAGGGCACCAACUGAAGGUGUGUUCAAGAAUGCCACUAGUACAUCUAUGAAAGGAAACAUCAGACUUUGUGGCGGCAUACCCGAGUUUCAGUUGCCACCAUGCAAAGUUCAACAUCCCAAACGGCGAGGACUGAGCGAAACCUUCAAGCUGAUACUAUCUCUAGUUUGUGGAAUUCUUGGAAUCACCUUUGCUCUAGUGUUUUUGUACCUGGGUUGCCUACGGAAGGAGAGAAAGCAGCAAAGUACUCCAAGUGAUUCAGCAAAGUUUCUCAAUGUUUCCUACCAAUUACUUCUUAAAGCUACCAAUGGAUUUUCUUCUGCGAACUUAAUUGGUGCAGGCAGCUUCGGGUCUGUGUAUAAAGGAGUGCUCGACCAAGGUGAGACAACAAUUGCGGUCAAAGUACUCAACCUUGUUCAUCGCGGAGCUUCCAAAAGUUUUGCAGCUGAGUGUGAGGCCCUGAAAAACCUUAGACACCGCAACCUUUUGAAGGUACUGUCUGCAUGUUCAGGUUUUGACUAUAAGGGUGAUGAUUUCAAGGCAUUAGUAUACGAGUUCAUGGUUAACGGAAGCUUAGAGGAAUGGCUGCAUGUACCUCAGAGAAUUGAAUUGACAAAUGAAAGACCAUCGAGUUUAAUGCUCUCUGAGAGGUUGAACAUUGCAAUUGACGUUUCUAUGGCCUUGGAUUAUCUCCAUAAUCAUUGUGAAACGCCAAUAGUGCACUGUGACCUCAAGCCGAGCAAUGUUCUUCUAGACGAUGAUAUGGUCGGGCAUGUUGGUGAUUUUGGGUUGGUAAGAUUCCUUCCCAGAAAUUCUGGAAAUCAAUCAAGCUCUGUUGGUGUUAAAGGAACAAUUGGUUAUGCUCCUCCAGAGUACGGUAUGGGAAAUGAAGUUUGGACAGGAGAUGUAUACAGUUUUGGCAUCCUGCUGUUGGAAAUGUUCACAGGAAAAAGACCGACGGAUAACAUGUUCCAGGAAACUUUGAACCUUCAUAACUUUGUCAAGGAAGCUUUGCCUAGGCGAGUGGGAGAGAUUGUUGAUCAUGUUCUAGUUCCACAUCGCAUUGAAGCAGGGAGUAGCGACUGGGUCAAAAUUGAAGCCAGCUUGAUUUCAAUUUUAGAAGUUGGUGUUGCUUGUUCUGCAGAGUUGCCUAGAGAACGGAUGGCCAUUACCGAUGCUAUGGCUGAGAUGUGUCGGAUAAGAAACAAACUUCAUGGAAACAAGUUGUGA
Messenger RNA from Fragaria vesca subsp. vesca, 2829 nucleotides. Its product is annotated as probable LRR receptor-like serine/threonine-protein kinase At3g47570-like. The record is from RefSeq and is a predicted model, not a curated record. Gene Ontology annotation, biological process: protein phosphorylation. Lineage: Eukaryota; Viridiplantae; Streptophyta; Magnoliopsida; Rosales; Rosaceae. Gene Ontology annotation, molecular function: protein binding; protein kinase activity; ATP binding. Bases 1 to 2829 code for a protein of 942 amino acids. The transcript has 4 exons.